ACUGUGGGAAGACGAGCUGCAGAGCCCAGUGGAGCCAUCCUUCAGACCUGCGGCCUCCAACCGAGACCCUUCCGGGGCUCUGCGGGUGCAACCCCGGUGGGCAGCUGGGAGGAGCGGUCUCGGCAGCAUCGGGGUGCGCCUCCCGCGGUACAAUCCCGACGGGCGGCGGGGAGGAGGAGGCGGAGAAGCCAUGUGCGCCUCCACCACUGCGGUGCCCAACGCGUCCUGGUGGGCGCCGGCUUACGCCUCGGGGUGCCCCGGCUGCGGCGCCAACUCUUCUGAUGGCCCGGGCCCAGCGCCGCGGCUCGUGGACGCCUGGCUGUUGCCGCUCUUCUUCGCUGCGCUGAUGCUGCUCGGCCUGGCAGGGAACUCGCUGGUCAUCUACGUGGUCUGCCGCCACAAGCAGAUGCGGACCGUGACCAACUUCUACAUCGCCAACCUGGCGGCCACGGACGUGACCUUGCUGCUGUGCUGCGUGCCCUUCACGGCCCUGCUCUAUCCGCUGCCCGCCUGGGUGCUGGGGGACUUCAUGUGCAAGUUCGUCAACUACACUCAGCAGGUCUCGGUGCAGGCCACGUGCGCCACGCUGACUGCCAUGAGCUUGGACCGCUGGUACGUGACGGUCUUCCCGCUACCGGCUCUGCAUUGCCGUACGCCCGGCCUGGCGCUGGCAGUCAGUCUCAGCGUCUGGGUGGGUUCGGCGGCCGUGUGGGCGCCGGUGCUCCCGCACCGCCUCUCGCCCAGGCCGCGCACCUCCUGCAGUGAGGCCUUCCCCAGCCGCGCCCUAGAGCGCGCCUUCGCGCUCUGCAACCUGCUGGCGCUCUACCUGUUGCCGCUGCUUGCCACUUGCGCCUGCUACGCCGCCAUCCUGCGCCACCUGGGGCGGGCCGCAGGGCGCCCGGGGGAGGCACGGUGCCGGGGACACCCUCAGGGGCAGCUGCUGGCGAAGCGCGCGGGCGCGGUGCGGGCCAAGGUCUCGCGGCUAGUGGCCGCGAUGGUUCGGGCGUUUGCCGCCUGCUGGGGCCCCAUGCAGCUGUUUCUGGUGCUGCAGCCGCUGGGCCUGGCGGGUGCCUGGCACCCGCGCAGCUACACCGCCUACGUGCUCAAGAUCUGGGCGCACUGCAUGUCCUACAGUAACUGGGCACUGAACCCACUGCUCUAUGCGUUCCUGGGCUCCCACUUCCUCCAGCCCUUCCGCAGCGUCUGCCCCUGCGCCCCUGGGCGCCUGCGGGCCGGACCCUCAUACUGCACCGCCCCCCAAGCCGAGCUGCACUCCGUGGCAACCCACCCAGCCCCAGCCAGGACACCAAAGCCAGGCAGCAGUGGGCCGGGUGCUGGCAGGCUGGGUGCCCUGGGGCACGAAGUGGCCCUUCUCUGAGCUCAUCUGUGGGGAUGGAGAUGCGCCCUCCAGAGCAAGGCCUGUUUGCACAGCAGCGGCUGUCACUGUGUUCACGUUUUAUUACUAUUGUGCACGAUAAUCCUGG
Molecule: messenger RNA, 1484 nt
Organism: Loxodonta africana (African savanna elephant)
Lineage: Eukaryota; Metazoa; Chordata; Mammalia; Proboscidea; Elephantidae
Gene: KISS1R
Product: KISS1 receptor
Biological process (GO): neuropeptide signaling pathway
Cellular component (GO): plasma membrane
Molecular function (GO): G protein-coupled peptide receptor activity
Source: RefSeq, a predicted model, not a curated record